Molecule: messenger RNA, 390 nt
Organism: Cyphellophora europaea CBS 101466
Lineage: Eukaryota; Fungi; Ascomycota; Eurotiomycetes; Chaetothyriales; Cyphellophoraceae
Exons: 1
Coding region: 1-390 (129 amino acids)
Source: RefSeq, a predicted model, not a curated record
AUGCCUCCGCCCAAAUCAGCCACGUUCUACGACAACCGCACCUUCCGCUCCACCUCCAACUCCGCCACCGGCGAGGUCUCCCCCGCAACCACCUUCCGGUACCACCAGUCUGCCGCACAGCCCCACAUCGUCUGGGCCGAGUACUCGGGCGGCAGCAUCGUGCGCGGCAACUUGAUCGCCACGGUGGCCCGGGACGGCAGCAAUGCGCUGGACAUGCGCUACCACCAUGUGAACGAAUCCGGAGAGCUCAUGACGGGGAGGUGCAGGAGUACGCCUGAGGUGCUGGGGGAUGGACGGCUGCGCAUGCAUGAGAGGUGGGUGUGGACGAGUGGGGGGCAGGGGGAGGGCGAGAGUGUCAUUGAGGAGGUGGAAGGAGAGGGUGGCUCUUAG